AUUUGUUACUGUUACACAGAUCUUACCUCAAAAUUUUGUCCCUUACCUGAAAAUCUAGGUGAGGGCUGAUAAUUAAGUUCGGUAAAUAAGCUAUUUACGUCGUAUUUAGCUUCUUACUCUCAGUUUUAACGGAUUUAAUUUUUAGUUUUAUGGUUUUAAUUAAAAACAAGACAAUUCUUGGUAAACAAAUUAUUUUGAAAUAGGCCUAGGCCUAACCUAAUCAAAAAAUGAUUGAUGAUCCGGGAAAAUUUGACUUAAAAAGUGUAAAGAUUAGCAUUCAAAAGGCUGUUUUGGAUUGUUCCAUUAGGGGUCUAAAUCAUACAGCUAAAUGGUUAUCCGAGUUAAAUUUUUCUCUGAAAGACGUGGUGGUUGAUCCUACUGAAAGAGUACACACAAACCCUGCAGUCUUUGGAGAUGAGUAUGAUACGUAUUUUGUGGCCAAAAGUUACUUCGACGUCAAAGAAUAUGACAGAUGUGCUUAUUACACAGAGAAAAGUACCACACCAAUUUGUCGUUUCCUGCAUGCUUAUUCCAAAUACUUGUCGUUGGAAAAGAAAAAGAUUGAGGACAUGACUGAUGACUGGCCAGAUCCCAGGACCAACUCAAAACUGCAAAGUUUGUGUCAAGAUUUGAGAGCAGAUUAUCUAGACUGGAAGCUUGACUGUUACAUGCUGUACUUGUACGGUGUGGUUCUGAAGAGGAGAGACCUACACAAUGAAGCUAUACAGGUUUUGGUUGAGGCUGUACACAAGGAGCCACUGCAUUGGGGGGCUUGGUUCGAACUGGCCACUCUCAUACCUGAUCGAGCAAAGCUCAAGUCCCUGCUGCUCCCUGACCACUGGAUCAAGCAGUUCUUCUUGGCGCACACAUACUUGGAGCAGCAACUCAACGAUGAAGCUCUGGACAUCUACAGUCAGCUGCAGACUCAAGGGUUCGGCCAGAGUAAUUACCUACUGGCCCAGACUGCUGUGGCAUACCACAACAAGAGAAAUGUUGUAAAGGCAAUCUCCACUUUCCAUGAGCUAAGGAAGUUGGAUCCUCUACGGCUUGACAAUUUGGACAUAUUUUCGAAUUUGCUUUACGUCAAAGAAAUGAAGGUGGAGUUAGCCUAUCUUGCACAUCACACCACUGAAGUAGACAAAUACAGAGUGGAAACUUGUUGUGUUAUUGGAAACUACUACAGUUUGAGAACUGAACACCAGAAAGCGGUUUUGUACUUUCAGAGGGCUUUGAGGCUCAACCCGCAAUACCUAUCUGCUUGGACACUUAUGGGACACGAGUAUAUGGAGAUGAAAAACACAAACGCAGCCAUACAGAGCUACAGACAGGCUAUUGAGGUAAAUCGCCGUGACUACCGCGCCUGGUAUGGGCUCGGGCAGACCUACGAGAUACUCAAGCUGACAAACUACUGUCUGUACUACUACAAACAGGCACAACAACUACGGCCCAACGACAGUCGCAUGUUGAUAGCACUGGGCGAGACUUACGAGAAACUAGAUAAGGUGCAGGAGGCAAUGAAAUGUUUCUACAAGGCUCGUAGCGUUGGUGACGUUGAAAACGUGGCCAUAUUUAAACUCGCUAAAUUAUACGAGAAAGUUCUUAUGCACGAGCAAGCGCUUUCGGUGUACACAGAGUUUGUCAAAGAGGUCCAACAAACCACUGGUGACACGAAGUCUGAUAUGGCACAUGCAUACAAAUAUCUCACCGUGCAGCAUCUGAAGAACAACAACCUCGAUCUGGCUCACCAGUACGCGCAGAAGUGCCUAAUGUUUGAGGAGACUAAAGAAGAGGGAAAGUCAUUUCUGAAAACAAUAGCAAUGAGACGAGCCCAGCAAGGAGAAGAAGGAGGGAUGCAGAUAGAGAGACUGUGUCACUGUGAUAAUGCUUCAUGCGAUUAAACCAAAUUUCGCUAGGUUGACGAAAACUCCUCAAGACAACGAAUCAGGAAUCCUGAGUUUUACAGUCCAGUCAGGAGUUUAGUGUUUUUAACUCCAGAAAAUAAUACUUAGUGUUUUUUGCUUUUAAAUAAGUCAGUUUUCCAUUUUUUUGAUUCAAUCCAAUAUUGUGAACUGUGUUAAUAUUAAAACUUAAUUAAAAAAAACUUUUGUUUUCAA
Molecule: messenger RNA, 2114 nt
Organism: Macrosteles quadrilineatus (aster leafhopper)
Lineage: Eukaryota; Metazoa; Arthropoda; Insecta; Hemiptera; Cicadellidae
Product: cell division cycle protein 23 homolog
Exons: 11
Coding region: 228-1898 (556 amino acids)
Biological process (GO): cell division
Cellular component (GO): anaphase-promoting complex
Molecular function (GO): protein binding
Source: RefSeq, a predicted model, not a curated record